AAGGGCGCUGGAGGCCAGGAUAGACGAGGUUUUGCGUUGCCUACAGGCGGACGCGGUGGUGGACAAAGAUUUGGCGGUGGAAACCCUGGAGGCGCCUUUGGCGGAGGGGGAAUGCAAAACAAUGGCGUUCCACAAAACAACAUUGAAAGCCUCUUCAGUAGGAGGAACAACAACGGCCCAAAUAUACCUGGAAAUAAUAUGCCGGCGCAGGGCGGAUUUCAAGGCGGCUUUGGCAACAAUCGCCCUGGUGGACCACCAAAUGCAGGUGGACGCGGCGGAUUUAGACGUGGUGGUGGUGGUGGUGGGGGCAUGGGUGGAAGCGGUAAUGAAGGUUUUUCUGCGCCAACCAAUUACAACAGUAAUUUCCCACCUCUUGGCACACAAGGUGGUGGUGGCCGUGGCGGAGGUCGCGGAGGUGGGGCCGGUGGACGUGGUGGCCGAGGUGGCGGAAUGCAGCGCAAUGGCCCUCGUCAAAAUAUGAUGCCCAAUCAACAACGCUUUUGAAAAACUUGUAACAACUUAAAUUAAUGCGAGUACACCAAUGCGUUAAUCUUGAGUAGACAGUGUGGAAUGUGUGUGUGUGUUUCUGUUAUGAUAACGAAAUUAUAACGAAGCAUAACGAAACGUCCGAAUGCGAAAACUUUGAUGCGCAAAGUUCAAAAGCAAACCACACAUAAUUUAGUUAUUAAUGCGAAAUCAAACAAACUAUUGCAAUUUUAUAAUAACUUAAAACAAAAAGCUAGUUUAUAAGCAGCACCAUAGUAUGCCGACAUUACGUCGCAAAUAUUACCAAUCAAGUGUAAAAUAAAAAUUCUAAAUAUUACAAAAAAAAAAAAAAAAAUAACAAAGUGAAUUAGGAAAAUGACAAGUUUA
Messenger RNA from Rhagoletis zephyria (snowberry fruit fly), 873 nucleotides. RefSeq names its product glycine-rich cell wall structural protein 1.0-like. The record is from RefSeq and is a predicted model, not a curated record. Lineage: Eukaryota; Metazoa; Arthropoda; Insecta; Diptera; Tephritidae.